Molecule: messenger RNA, 707 nt
Organism: Alternaria rosae
Lineage: Eukaryota; Fungi; Ascomycota; Dothideomycetes; Pleosporales; Pleosporaceae
Product: cytochrome c-like domain-containing protein
Exons: 4
Coding region: 102-428 (108 amino acids)
Biological process (GO): mitochondrial electron transport, ubiquinol to cytochrome c; mitochondrial electron transport, cytochrome c to oxygen
Cellular component (GO): mitochondrial intermembrane space
Molecular function (GO): electron transfer activity; heme binding
Source: RefSeq, a predicted model, not a curated record
CUCUCUCACUACCUCUCAGUCACGACCAAAGUUACAUUAACUUUCACCACUCCACCUCUACCAACACUUAAUCUUACCCCAACCACCACCACAUCUUCAAAAUGGGUUUCGAGAAGGGCGAUGCUAAGAAGGGUGCCAACCUCUUCAAGACCCGUUGCGCUCAGUGCCACACCCUGAAGGAGGGUGAGGGCAACAAGAUCGGCCCCAACCUUCACGGUCUCUUCGGCCGCAAGUCCGGUCAGGUUGAGGGUUUCUCAUACACCGACGCCAACAAGCAGAAGGGUGUCGAGUGGGGCAACGAGACUCUCUUCGAGUACCUCGAGAACCCCAAGAAGUACAUUCCCGGAACCAAGAUGGCUUUCGGUGGUCUCAAGAAGCCCAAGGACCGCAACGACUUGAUCACCUUCCUCCAGGACGAGACCAAAUAAGCGUAUCACCUCUCGAACGUUUAUACCAUCCUAUCGACACGCCAUGACCUUUCUAUAAUACCUUUUCGACCCAAAAACUGUUUGGAUUGUACCAUCAUCGAUGAUAGACGAACGACGGAGGCGGUGAGCGCAGUUAGACCGCAAUACCCCUUCAUGUAGAUUAUGUUAGGUGUAUCAUUUCAAGGCGCUUUUCGACUUUGGUGCGGCAUAGAGCCUGUUUGGACUUAGUGGCACUUUCGGAAUACCAAAUCUCCUCUACCGAUCAUCCAAUACGCUCAU